CGUCACAAAGAGAGCCCCAGGGUGGCUGCACGAGAAGAGAGUAGUGCUAGUAAGAAUAUAGGAAAUGAAUUACUACAGCAGGCUGCACUUUAUCUGGAUCGCCUUUCUAAUCAAAUAAGAAACUGACAUGGUCGCGCAAGGAUUGCAUAAUUACACGCGGAUCCUCCUGAAUAACAGCUGAAGGUAGACAGACGCACAGGACUGUUAACUCUUGAGGGUUUUGUUUAAAUGCACAGACCAUCUUCUGCACUGUGCUGGAGAAUCCAUUUAUAAAUCGGCUAGCACGCACUAAAAUAAUCAUUUGAUUUUAAAUUUGCGGGAUGUGGUCAGACUGCCAAAGACUAAGACAUCUGGUUAUAUUGAUGAAUCUAAAAGGAACUACAUGUGACUAUAUGUAGGCAUCAUUCUUUUUUGAUCAUCUGGCAUUGCACAGUGGCAGCAGGAGUAUCAUAAAUACACGUCCUGUCUGAUAGUCUUAGUGCUGAGUCCAGAGACGGCGUGUCCAUGACCUCCACUCUACUCAUGCUAACGCAAGAAUUGAAACAGAUUUGAUUGUUAACCCAUCGGCAUCUGGCUCUGCUGUUCGCUAUUUUAACAACACGAAAAGGCAACAUUGUAAGGCGAAGCAACAGCGAGGAGAAGGAGAAUGGCUCUGAUGGUAGAACGAGCCCGGAGGCUGGGCUGGAUUCUGCUGAAAGCCGUCCUCCGCUUCUCCUUCAUGGCCAUCAAUAAUCUUGUUGCCAUCCCUUCGUAUGUUUUAUAUUUGAUAGUACUGCAGCCUCUCCGGCUGAUGGACAGUCGCACUUUUUGGCACAUUGAAGGAGUGAUGUUUAAAUGGCUGUUGGCAAUGGUGUCCUCGUGGGGCUGGGCUGCGGGAUAUACAGUAAUGGAAUGGGGAGACGACGUCCGGCCUAUUUCAGAAGAAGCAGCUGUGGUAAUUGCGAACCAUCAGGCGACGGGAGACGUCUGCACACUAAUGAUGUGCCUACAAGACAAGGGGACGGUGGUCCGUAAGAUGAUGUGGCUAAUGGAUCACGUAUUCAAAUACACAAAUUUUGGCCUUGUAUCGUUAAUCCAUGGGGAUUUCUUUAUCAGACAGGGAAAAGCACAUCGUGACAAACAGCUGUUCUUGUUAAAAGAUCAUUUAGACAAGUACUACCACAGCCGGGACCGAAAGUGGAUAGUUCUGUUCCCCGAAGGGGGCUUUCUGAGGAAACGGAGAGAAACCAGCCAGGCUUUCUCAAAGAAGUACAACCUGCCAUUUCUGAAACACGUCACCCUGCCCAGGAUGGGUGCCACGAAGGUCAUCCUGAAAUCGCUCGGCCCCCAGCAAGAGAAUGGGAGCCUGGGGGCAGGAGACGCUACAAGAUCAGCAAGCAAAUCCAAAGGUUUGCAGUGGGUCGUUGACAUCACCAUUGCUUAUACAAAAGCAAGACCAAUGGACAUUCAGACCUGGAUCCUUGCCUACAGACCACCUGCAGUCACACAUGUACAUUACAGGAUUUACCCCAUUAAAGACGUUCCCGUAGAGACGGAGCCCCUCACAAACUGGCUUUACCAGCGGUUUGUAGAGAAGGAAGAACUUCUUGCCCAUUUUUAUGAAACAGGUGCUUUCCCACCUCCCGAAGGCCAAAAAGAAGCCGUUUCCAAGGAGAUGACCCUUGACCCUGUAUGGCUUUUUCUUGUACAGUCAUUUGCCUUUGCAUCUGGCUACAUGUGGUACAACGUCCUCCAGUAUUUUUAUUAUGUUUUUUUUUAAAACAGAAAAAAUAAAUAAAUGACAAAAUACUAUUCGGACCUCAACUGUUGAACUAGGGCACAAACAUCAUGUUGUUCGUGUGAAUGCCAAUUUACGCUGUUGGAAGACAUAGAUGGAUUAAUGGACAAUUGUUCACCUUCUUUUGAAAUCUAAUUUAAAAAAAAACCUACAAGAAAAAAACAACAACUUGCAACUAAAACCGUGAAAAGGAUUCAGAGAUAAUGUAGAUGUAGUGACCUUGUAGAUGGUAAAAUCCUGCCCCCAUCUCUCUCUCUCUCUCUCUCUCUCUCUCUCUCUCUCUCUCUCUCUCUCUCUCUCUCUCUCUCUCUCUCUCUCGGAGGCCCCUGAACCUCGCUGAGUGGGAGGGUGAGGGCCUUCUUGGCAGAAUGUUGCUCUUUCUCCUGGAGAAGACCUUUCCUUCAGAUUGUUCUAUUAGUACACUGUCUGUUGUCCUUUGAGACAACCAUGAGGUUCACUCAGGGAGAAGCUCUCUGUCUUCUAAACCUUAAUCUGAUGGGAGUCGGGAGAAAGCCACUGCAGCCGUGGUUUGGUUGUUGGGUUGAAGUUACCUUCUCCUUUUAGUGUCCCUUCUUGCACUACAAAUAUAUGAGCCACCAGCCCUUGAGGUGGCACACGAGCUGCCACCCGUCUCUGUGGUACCUGCAGUGCCAACUUGGGAAUUCAUUUUGGAUGCUACUUCACCUUGUUUACACUAGGCACCCAACUUGAGAUGAACUCCAGUUUUGCCUGUCUCCAUCUUCUGAAAGUUUUGACUUUUUAUUUUAUUCAUUUUAGAAGUUAUGCCAAUCCAAAUCAAAGGAGUGAAUCUGAAGUGUGGUUACAGAAACGUUGCCUAAACAGUGGCAAGCAAACUGAAAGGUUCACUAGCAUCCUUUUCUAUCGGAAACUCCAGGUCUGUUGCAUUGAGGUGUAAGAGUUUGUUUGCAGUAGACCGGCAGUAUCUGAGUUAGAAGUGCAAGUGGAAACGAGGUGUCUCUGAAGAAAAGGCCACAGCACACGAGCACCCAACAUUCCGAGUUCAAGUGCCACAGGGUCAUGAAAUCUUGCGUCAUCACCUAGAGUUCCUGUCUGUGUCAGUGCAUAGUUCUGAUAUUUAAGCCAUAUGCUAAGUGUGGGGAAGAAAUGUACAAAAUGUUUUUGAUUAACAAACUACCAAAAUGCUACGUUCAACCAUAAUCGUGAAGUAACCAAUUUUUGCAGCACUCACAAAUCAAUAGCAGCAGGACCUAUACAUAGGUGUUACUACCUGGACAACACAACCCACCUGUGUGUGUGUGUGUGUGUGUUUGUGUGUUUCUUCUCUUUUAAGUAUAUUCACAAUUGAGUCUCUGUCAUU
Molecule: messenger RNA, 3116 nt
Organism: Polyodon spathula (Mississippi paddlefish)
Lineage: Eukaryota; Metazoa; Chordata; Actinopteri; Acipenseriformes; Polyodontidae
Product: acyl-CoA:lysophosphatidylglycerol acyltransferase 1-like
Exons: 9
Coding region: 647-1759 (370 amino acids)
Cellular component (GO): endomembrane system
Molecular function (GO): acyltransferase activity
Source: RefSeq, a predicted model, not a curated record